AUGUUUCCCGGUCUGCCGACUAACAAGUGGAGACGCAGUAAGCAGCAGCUGCAGCCGUCUGUGGGGCUGGCCUCGCCGGCGCUGGUGGUGGAGCGACGCCGCGGGCCCGUUCCGAAUGCUUCCCAGCUGCGGGCCGCGGGCCGCCGGCAGUGCCACUACACGGGGCGCGUGCGGGGAAUGGCCGGGUCCCGCGCCGCGCUCUCACUCUGCGACGGCCUGGCAGGCUACGUGCGCGCCGGGGGCCUGCAGCUGCUGGUGCAGCCCGCGCGCGGCCACAGGGCUCGUCUGGCGGGCGGCCGCCACCUGCACGUCGUGUCGCGCAGGCAGCUCGACGCACACCAGCUGAGGCCGCGCCGCACGUGCGCCACCUCAGGUCAGGAACAUUUCUCACAAAAUGACUGGCGGGCGGCGUGGGCGGAGAGGCUGCGGUGGCAGUCGCAGCAGGAGGGCUGGAGCGGCCGCAACGCCAGCGCGCGCUCCGUCAGCCAGCCGAGGUACCUCGAGACGCUCGUCGUCGCCGACAAGAAGUUCCUCGACUACCACAAGGGCUCCGACCUCGAGAACUACAUCCUCACCAUCAUGAACAUGGUGGCGGACUUCUACCACGAUGGCAGCGUAGGCAACCUGCUCAACGUCGUAGUUGUGCGCAUCAUCUACUUAGAGAAGGAAGAGGAGGAGAUGGAUCUUGAGAUUUCGCCGGAUGCUGAGAAGACGCUGGCAAGCUUCUGCAAGUGGCAAGUUGGCGUCAACCCGAAGGACAUAUCGCAUCCCAACCAUCAUGAUAUCGCUGUACUUCUCACCAGGCACGACAUCUGCUCGGACAACAUGAGCAACUGCAACCUUAUGGGGCUGGCGUACGUGGCGGCGGCCUGUAAGCCCGACCUGUGCUGCGCCAUCAACGAGGACAGCGGUCUGCUGCUGGGAGUCACCGUUGCCCACGAGAUGGGCCACGUCAUGGGAUGCAGCCAUGACGAGGAGAACAUAUCUGGAUGCCCGCCCAAGGUGGACGACAACAACUAUAACGUGAUGUCGCCAUACGUGAUGGCCACCACCACACAAUGGUCGCCCUGCAGUCGCAAGUUCAUCACGACCUUCCUAGACGCCGGCCUCGGGGAGUGCCUGCUGGACGAACCGCAGGAGUCGCGCUACGCCUACCCGGAGAUGCCGCCGGGCGCCAUGUACGAUGCUGACUACCAGUGCAAGACCAAAUUCGGCUCUCCAGGGGUCUGCGCCAUCUCGCCGGAAUCGCACUGCAAGCGGUUGAUGUGCAAGAAAGGAAACAGCAGCUGCGUAUCUGAUGGAAGUCCUGCUGCAGAUGGAACCAAGUGUGGGGAGAAUAAGUGGUGCUACGGGCAGCAGUGCGUGCCGGCCGGGGAGCGGCCGCGCGCCGUCGCAGGCGGCUGGGGGCUGUGGGGCGAGUGGCAGCCCUGCUCGCGCACCUGCGGGGGCGGCGUGCAGGCGUCGCAGCGCGAGUGCGACAGCCCGCCGCCCGCGCACCGCGGCCGCUACUGCGUCGGCCUCCGGCGGCGCCACCGCGUCUGUAACAUACAGCCUUGCGAGGACGGCUCGCCCACGUUCCGCGAGGUGCAGUGCUCCGAGAUGGACUCGAAGCCGUUCGAGGACAAGCUGCACAAGUGGAAACCAUACCGAAAGGUCGCAAAUCCGUGCGCACUGGUGUGCAUCAACGAGGACCGCGUCUACUCGACGCUGGCACCGCGCGUCAAGGACGGCACCCCGUGCAAGCCCGGCACCAGGGACAUGUGCAUCGCCGGCCGCUGCCGGCACGUGGGCUGCGACUGGGUGCUCGAUUCCGAUGCUGCCGACGAUCCGUGCGGCGUCUGCAAGGGGAACGGGACCAUGUGCCAAAAGGUCGACCACACAUUCACCCACGCCUCGGGAAACGGGUACACGAAGGUGGUCACCGUACCUACCGGCUCUCGUCACCUCAUCGUGGAAGAGCUGGGCCCCACCGAGAAUACGAUUGCAGUCUCCGAUGAAAAAGGGGAGAUCUUCUUCCUGAACGGAAACUACACGGAGGAGGCGGACGGGGAGUACCGGAUGGGCGGGGUGCUCGCCUUCUACAGCCAUCCGCAGCCCAACCAGGAGCGACUGGACGCCCCGGGCCCCACGCAGCAGCCGCUCACUAUACACCGCCAGCAGCUUUCUUCUUUGCACAUAACUAUAACGCUCUCCAGUCUCGACUCGCCGCAGGUGGUGUUCUUCGGCGGCAAGAACCCGGGCGUGCACUACAGCUACUACGAGCCGCUGGAGCGGCCGGCAGACCGCACGCCUCGCUACUCCUGGGAGUUCCUCGGCUGGCAGGACUGCAACGUCGUCUGCGGGGGCGGCACGCAGGUGGCGGAGCCGGUGUGCGUGGAGGAGGGUGCUGGCCGUGUGAGCGACCAGUCCUGCACCGCUGAGGACAAACCGGCGCCGCGCAGCCGCGUCUGCAACGAGCAGCCGUGCAAGAUCAGGUGGCGUGCGGCGACGUGGGGGCGAUGCUCGGGCUGCGUGUUCCGCGUGGGCAUGGCGCGCCGGCGCGUCGAGUGCGUGCGGCAGGCGGCGCGGCUGGGGGAUGACCCGGCCGUGGUGCCCGAGGCCAGCUGCAAGGGGCUGCCGCGGCCCGCAGGCGUCAAGUUCUGCAAGUCCACCAGGCCCUGCAGCAAGGGCGCGCCGGCGGCGGCGCCGGCGCCGCACGGCCGCCGCGGCAAGCAGAAGAACUUCGCCAGAAGACUGAAGCACAAGACGACGAAACGGCCAGAGAUCACCUCCGAAGGCACAACCGCCGCCCAAGCUCCUGUGGUACAGGACCGCGUUCCUCCAGGACACAUUCUGCUCAUAGAGGUGCCGAUGGUGCCUGCUGGAGGCGGCGGGGGCGGCGAGCUGUCAGACGAGGCGGAGCGCGAGAUGGGCGACCGCGUGGGGGCCGGCGUGCUGGACACGGCACGCGCCAGGGUGCUGACGGGGCAGGACGCCGCUCAGGAGGCGCGGCGCGUGCUGGAGGAGAACCAGAGGCUCCAGCAGCAGCCGCCGCCCCAGGAGGAGUCCGCCACCGCCGCAGCCGACUAG
This is a messenger RNA of Schistocerca gregaria, 3069 nucleotides long. Its product is annotated as A disintegrin and metalloproteinase with thrombospondin motifs 7-like. Gene Ontology annotation, molecular function: metalloendopeptidase activity. NCBI's taxonomy places the organism in Eukaryota, Metazoa, Arthropoda, Insecta, Orthoptera, Acrididae. Gene Ontology annotation, biological process: proteolysis; extracellular matrix organization. The record is from RefSeq and is a predicted model, not a curated record. Gene Ontology annotation, cellular component: extracellular matrix. The transcript has 21 exons. Bases 1 to 3069 code for a protein of 1022 amino acids.